Messenger RNA from Medicago truncatula (barrel medic), 771 nucleotides. Its product is annotated as F-box/kelch-repeat protein At3g23880. The transcript has a single exon. NCBI's taxonomy places the organism in Eukaryota, Viridiplantae, Streptophyta, Magnoliopsida, Fabales, Fabaceae. The coding region runs from base 1 to 771 and encodes 256 amino acids. The record is from RefSeq and is a predicted model, not a curated record.
AUGAUAAACACACGGUCACUCUAUACACUUUGGCGGUUUUGGUUUGGUUAUGAUGAUUCAAUUAACGAUUAUAAGAUUGUGGCGUACUAUGAAAAGAUCAACGAGGUGAGAGUUUUCAAUUUAGGCGAUAAUGUUUGGAGACAUAUUCAAAGUUUUCCUGUGGCUCCUUUUAUGGAUAUUUCCACUAGUCCCCAUACUCAUCUGGGUAUUAAUGCUGGCGUGUAUGUGAGUGGCACUGUUAAUUGGUUGGCCAUUCGAAACGCGUGCCCAUGUAAUUUUGAAUUGAAAUCUAUUACUAUUGACCAAUUUGUGAUCAUCUCCCUUGAUUUGAGGACGGAGACAUACAAUCAAUUUCUACUCCCUCUUGGUUUUGAUGAAGUGACGUCUGUUGAGCCCACUCUAUCUUUCUUGAUGGACUCCCUAUGUUUUUCUCAUGAUUUUCAUGGGACCCAUUUUAUCAUAUGGCAGAUGAAGGAAUUUGGAGUUGACAAGUCCUGGACUCAGUUCCUUAAAAUUAGUUACCUAACUCUUCCUAUUGAUUACGAUGAAAAUAAUGGAAGCUCCCUGCAGUAUCCUUGUCCGCUGUCCUUCUUCCCGUUAUGUCUUUCUGAGAAUGGUGAUACACUAAUAUUGGCAUUUGAUGCAGCCAACUCGGCCAUUCUCUAUAACUUGAGAGAUAAUAGAGGAGAGGAAAUUAGAAUUAGAAAUCUAGUACGGUGGUUUUGUGCCAAAAAUUAUGUUGAAAGCUUGGUUUCGACCAGUGGAAAGUAA